AUGCCACCCAUCGCCCUGCGACAGAGCAGGCGAUGUAAACUGACAGAUCCGCGCCCUUACCUGGCGAAUAUUCCCCGUACCUCCUAUACGAACGUUCAGUUUCGCGCUGGUACAAACGCAUCAUGGCGUCCUGUUUCAAUUCUUGACGACUGGGUCGCGAAAGAAGCUCGCCCUAUCAGUCUCCGCCAGCUUAUGGUUUUUGGCCGCUCUCUUACAGAAUCUCGUUUGAUAAGCUCGGCUAACUAUGUUCGCACCGAAUUGCCUACACGAAUUGCGCACCGAAUCCGAGAUAUGCAACGCUUACCCUAUGUCGUUACUACGAACUCCCAUAUUAAAGAGGUUUACGACCUAUACUACCACGCCUUCGAUACAUUUCGCAAAGUGAAAGAGGUUAAAACACUGGAGGAUAAUGACAAGCUGUGCGAACUCAUCAGCCAUAAUCUAAAGGGGCACUUGACUGUGAUACCGAAGCUUGCUAUGGGAAUCCUAGAAUGCGGUGGUCUCAUGAGCCCUCAAGAUCUGGAUAGCUUCAUGAACACCAUUCUUAGAUCUCGCAUUUCUAGACGUGUCAUCGCUGAGCAGCAUCUUUCACUGACAGAAACCUACAACUCCCCCAACUUCUCUCCCGGAGCAAAACUUUCCGAAUCCGACUUCAUCGGCGAAGUGUUUAUCAAAUGUUAUGCUAAGGAUGUUGUCGAGCGCUGUUCCAAAGCCAUCACCAUUCUUGCACGGACAACGAAUGGCCCUGACGUCCAGAUUCCCGAAAUCACAGUUGAUGGCCAUCUCGAUGCCUCUUUUCCUUACAUUCUAAGUCAUCUCGAGUACAUCAUUGGCGAGCUCCUCCGCAACUCUGUCCAGGCCGUCAUUGAUCGACAUCAGAGGAUCCAUUCGGACCCUGACAGUGUGAAGCCUCCUCCCGUGGAGAUAACCAUCUGUGAGAACCAGCAACAUGUUAUCAUCCGCAUCUGCGACCGUGGUGGUGGUAUCCCUCGUGCUGAACUGCCACAUCUCUGGUCUUUCAGCAAGGGUCCGCAAAGUCAAAGGCGUCUCGAGAAUCUUGCGCAGGUACCCAAGAUGGCAGCAACGAUGCAGGAGCUUCACGUAGAGGAGGAAUUGGGGCGUGCAGAUUUGAAAGCACCCCCAUAUCAAAGUUCGUUAUCAUCUCUCACCAGUCGGCCGCCUAACCUGCGUCUCGGCAUGGGUUUACCUCUGAGCCGUGUCUAUGCUGAGUAUUGGGCUGGGAAUCUUGACUUGCAUAGCCUCGAGGGCUACGGAACGGAUGUCUUCCUGCAGAUUUCGCGACUUGGAAACAAGAACGAGCAACUGACGACGCGGGCUAGCAUGGACGCCUUAUAG
Messenger RNA from Fusarium tjaetaba, 1356 nucleotides. RefSeq names its product serine threonine kinase. Gene Ontology annotation, cellular component: mitochondrion. The transcript has 4 exons. NCBI's taxonomy places the organism in Eukaryota, Fungi, Ascomycota, Sordariomycetes, Hypocreales, Nectriaceae. Gene Ontology annotation, molecular function: pyruvate dehydrogenase (acetyl-transferring) kinase activity. Gene Ontology annotation, biological process: regulation of glucose metabolic process; protein phosphorylation. The record is from RefSeq and is a predicted model, not a curated record. The coding region runs from base 1 to 1356 and encodes 451 amino acids.